This is a messenger RNA of Suricata suricatta (meerkat), 1431 nucleotides long. RefSeq names its product forkhead box S1 (gene FOXS1). The record is from RefSeq and is a predicted model, not a curated record. Gene Ontology annotation, biological process: regulation of transcription by RNA polymerase II; cell differentiation; anatomical structure morphogenesis. The transcript has 2 exons. Bases 177 to 1169 code for a protein of 330 amino acids. Lineage: Eukaryota; Metazoa; Chordata; Mammalia; Carnivora; Herpestidae. Gene Ontology annotation, molecular function: RNA polymerase II cis-regulatory region sequence-specific DNA binding; DNA-binding transcription factor activity, RNA polymerase II-specific.
GAAGGGGAGAAAGACCCCAGACCUGGAAGGAGAAGGAGAGGAGAAAAGGGGAGCUGGAGGCUGGGAGGCUGGGCCAAUGAGCCUUUUAACCAGCGCCAGGCAGGCUGUGCCGGACACCAGCUCUGGACGCAGUGCUCGGCCCCUCUGUGGUCCUGACGGCCGCCAGCCCGGCCAGCAUGCAGCAACAGCCCCCGCCUGGGCCCUUGGCCCCUGCAGCCGAGCCGACCAAGCCUCCUUAUAGCUACAUCGCUCUGAUCGCCAUGGCCAUCCAGAGCUCACCGGGACAGCGGGCCACGCUCAGCGGCAUCUACCGCUACAUCAUGGGCCGCUUCGCCUUCUACCGCCACAACCGGCCCGGCUGGCAGAACAGCAUCCGCCACAACCUGUCGCUCAAUGAGUGCUUCGUCAAGGUGCCCCGCGAUGACCGCAAGCCAGGCAAGGGCAGCUAUUGGACACUGGACCCUGACUGCCAUGACAUGUUUGAGCACGGCAGCUUCCUGCGCCGACGCCGACGCUUCACCCGGCGAGCAGGUGCGGAGGGAGCCAAGGGCCCUGCCAAGGCCCGCCGUGCACCCCUCGGAGUGGCCAGCCAGGACCCAGGAGUCCCUGACUCCGCAGCUGGCAGGCGGUGCCCAUUCCUGCCGGAGCUGCCAGAGCCCAAGGGGCUAAGCUUUGGGGGUCUGGUAGGGGCCUUGCCAGCCAACAUGUGUCCUGCAGCCACUGAGGCCAGGCCUCGGCCACCCGUGGAGCCCAAAGAGAUGCCCAGACCUAAGCCUGCGGGCCCAGUUGAGCUCCCGGGGGGCCCCUCAUCUCCCCCAUGCCCAGCAUACGGCUUUCCUGCCAGCUUCUCUGAGGCUGAGGGCUUCAGUAGGGCCCCCACGCCCAUCCUGACCCCGGAGGCGGGCGUUGGGAACAGCUACCAGUGCCGGCUGCAGGCACUGAAUUUCUGCAUGGGGACUGACCCCGGUCUUGAACACCUCUUGGCCUCAGCAGCCCCCUCUCCUGCACCACCUACCCCUCCAGCCUCACUCCGUGCCCCGCUGCCCCUGCCAGCUGACCCCAAGGAACCCUGGGUUGCAGGCAGCUUGCCUGUCCAGGGAGGUGCCAGCUACCCACUGGGGCUGACCCCCUGCCUGUACCGAACACCGGGAAUGUUCUUCUUUGAGUGAAGCCAGCCUGGUCUCGGGCAGUGCCUGCAGGGCCCCUGCCGACGGCACCCUCUGGGGUGAGCCUGACUCGAGGAUCUGGGGCGCCCUCAAGGGACCCACGCCUGGCAAGCCAACGACAGCUGGGAUAGGAAGCCAAGAUCGGAGUAGCACAUAUGCAGCCAGCCCCCAGGGCCUCUGGACAGACUGGAGGGAGAGGGGGGGCAGGGUCCCCUUGGGAUUUCCUCUGUGGCUUUCAGGGCCAAUAAAACCAAUAUGAUGAUGA